GAUGGCUUCGUGUCGAGUAAGGCCUUGGGUAUGCCAGGAACAGAAACUCGCAUGUGACUGUAGCUGCGAAAGCCGGUUAUGUAUUGCCACCGCCGUCGCUCGGAUAUCAUCUGCUCACCAUCCACCACCACACCGCAUCCUUCGUUAUGAACGCAUCUCAGCAGCCCGGGGUCCUGCAAACUCCGGGAUUCGCGCACUACUCUCUUGCUUGGUCGCCAUUUCACACAACACGGUUGGUACUUGCUUCGUCGGCCAACUUCGGACUGUCUUGACCAUUGACAAAAGAUAUGAAACCCAAGACGGGCUGUACGACGUUGCUUGGUCUGAAAUACACGAGAAUCAAGUCGUGACGGCUUCGGGCGACGGUUCAAUAAAGCUUUGGGACAUAUUGUUGAAGGACCUUCCUAUCCGAGCAUGGCAAGAGCAUACGCGAGAAGUAUUCUCCGUCGAUUGGUCAAAUCUCAAGAAAGAUAUGUUUGCUUCUUCGUCAUGGGAUGGCUUGGUCAAACUGUGGUCACCAGAACGUCCGCGGUCUAUUUUGACACUACAAGCCCACCAUGCUUGUGUCUAUCAAGCCAUGUUCUCUCCUCAUCAACCUGACCUUCUUGCAACAUGUUCAACGGACGGCACACUUAAGAUAUUCGACUUGCGCUCUCCUUCAUAUGUCAACUCCGGUCCCAAUUCCAACGCCUUCUCUAGCCCGCUUUCAGCGGCUGUCCUGACAGUGCCGGCUUCGACAACUGAAAUCUUAUCAAUUGACUGGAACAAAUACCGACCCAUGGUCCUGGCGAGUGCCGGUGUCGAUAAACUUGCCAAGGUCUGGGAUUGUCGCAUGGUGAAGACUGGAGAGAUCAACCAAGUUGGCGGGAUCUGCGAGACGCAGCUGAUGGGACACGAAUAUGCCGUUCGGAAAGUGCAAUGGAGUCCACAUCGACCAGAUGUGUUGGCGACGGCGAGCUAUGACAUGACUUGCAGAGGAUGGACAACAACACCGACACCUGGCCGACCUCAGUUAUUACACAUUCACGAUCCGCAUACGGAGUUUGUCGUCGGCUGUGGUUGGUCUUUGUAUGAGGAAGGUAUCCUGGCGAGCUGCAGCUGGGACGGUAGGCUGAAUGUGUUCCGAGUUUA
Messenger RNA from Cyclocybe aegerita, 1131 nucleotides. NCBI's taxonomy places the organism in Eukaryota, Fungi, Basidiomycota, Agaricomycetes, Agaricales, Hemipholiotaceae. The record is from the annotation of a GenBank genome assembly.